AACGCGGGCGCCAAGUGCUUAUUCCCAAGUUUGCAAGAGAAACAGGAAAUAUUUUUGUUUAGUUUUUUGUUUUUCCACCACAAUGUUAUUAAUUUUAUCUCAAGAACAUAAAGAACACCUACGUCUUCUCAGUGAUCUACAAGUGGAAGGUAUGUGCGACGAUAAAAUUAUAUUUAUCUUCGUUUUUCUUGUUUUUAAUAUAUAUAAAAUUGCUAGUGACUUGAGUUGGUUGUUCAUUUGAUCAUUUUUGGAGGGUCUGAAACUGCAGGUACAUGAUGAUGAUAAUCAAAAUUCUUUACACAAUAAAAUCUUCAACCUAACCUGCACGCAAUACUCCCAUCUUACCUCAGAUUCUCAUCUUAUUGGCUGAUGAUAAAAGUAAGGUAUUAGCUUCAUGUAUUUUUCACACUGCAUGAAAUUCCUGGCAUACACCAGGGUGCAUUCUGUGCACAAAAGUGGGAAGAUAUCCGGCGUGAGUCUGGCAAAUUACAAUACUAUAUGUAUCUUCGACCGUUUGGCAUAGUGUUUACAUUGAAUGCACCCUGGGGCGUACACCAAGUAAAUGAGGGAAUGUAUGAUAAUGUGCACCUUUCAGACAACAUUGAGAAUUCUCUGAUCAGAGUUAAAGUUAUGCUGAGUACUGCACUCUCAAAGCAUUUUUUAUUUCUAAUUGUACAACCUUGCAUAUAUAGCAUUUUGGAUUAGCAAUGUUUAACCCCUGUGUGAGAGGUGUCCCAAUAAUACUUUAAUGGCUAAUAUUGGCCAUCCCUAUAGACAUCCAAUAUUAUAUAAUUGUAAGGUAUAACGUUAUAUAGUGUUGUAUAGUGUCGUAUAUAGCCUUGUAUAUUAUAUAUUGUGUAGUGUUGUAUAACGCUGCAUAGUGUUGUAUAGCCUUAUAUUAGUGCUGUGCGCCGGAGUUGCCGGAGCCGGAGUUCUGCCGCAGUGCUGGACCUCCGGUGGUUUUUCCGACUCCGGAGCAGAAUUUUGUAUGCCGGAGCUACGUUUUCCCAGCUCCGGCAAAAUGACAAGAAAACAAUAUGAAAUGAAACAAAUGUCAAACGAUUGUCAGUUACUGCAAAACUGCCAAUUGCUGUUAAUGAAUUCAUCAUAGACUCAAACUGCCACAGCCCACAAGAAUAGCGUUGAAAAGCUGUAAUACGAUCGCAACUUACAAACGUCAUGCUUUCAUGAAGCCAUCUGACUUAGCGCUACAUACUGUAGUCUGUGUAUUCAUGCCUUGUAGAUAACGAAAUGACAGAGUACUUUGUUUGCGUGCGUCAUGCCUCGUGUCAAAGAUUUUUCGAGGCUGGUUUCCAUAUAUUAGAUAUUUUCUGUGUGGUUUCACUGUUUUGUUUCCUGAGUUAUGUUAUCUGAUAAUUAGGAAGUGCAAAAAGGGUUAUUCAUAAUAAUAUUAAUAAAUGUUCUCUGAUCAUAAAACAUUUAUUUAAUAUUUUAUGAUGUGGCCGGAGCUGGACCUCAGAGCUGUAAUUCGGCCGGAGCCGGAGAUGAAAAACCGGAGUUUGCACAGCACUACCUUAUAUAGUGUUGUAUAGUUUUGUAUAAUGUUGUAUAGUGUUGUAUAGUGUCGUAUAGUCAUAUAUUAUUGUAUAGUGUCGUAUAGUGUUGUAUAGUAUUGUAUAAUGUCAUAUAGUCUUGUAUAAUUAACAUUGUAUAGUAUCGUAUAGCCUUAUAUAGUGUCGUACAGUGUUGCAUAACGUUGUGUAGUGUUGUAUAGUCUUCUUUAGUGUAGUAUGGUGUCAUGUAUAAUCUUGUAUAGUGUCAUAAUUUUUAUAGUCUUGUAUAACAUUGUAUAGUGUUGUAGAGUGUCGUAUAACCUUAUAUAUUGUUGCAUACAGUAGUCUUGUAUAACGCUGUAUAGUGUCGUAUACAUGGGCGUACCGGAAGGAAAAAAUUAGGGGGGCGGAAAGAAAUUUGCCCGACUUUUCGGGAUUGUGUCCGACUAGUACCUAAAAAAUUUUUUCCGGAAAUAUUAUUUCGGCGACCUCCCUGAAAUAUUGACUGAAUUUUCCACUAAAUUGACAGCAUUUGUCCCAUUUAUUUUUAUUGCAAACCAAAAUUGCCCGACUGUUGAUCGAAUAUUGCCCGACUGCCCAAAAAACUGGGGGGGGGGGCUAACAGUCCUUGGCUCUUGUGCAUUAUAUUUAUCCAUUAUUAAUAGUGUUAUUAACUGUGAGUCAUUCCAGGUUAUUACUCUAGAAGUGACCACACUUGACUUUGUGUCUAAGAAUAUUGCAAAAUCUGCAAGUUAACCUUAGUGACAAUCUCAUAAUAGCUAAAUGUGUGGAGGUAGCCCUGCGGGCCACAUUAUACAUAUAUUGUCAGACAAAUAAGCCAUGGAAUGACCCAUAAUUACUUAUUUCUAUUGGGUACUAUUGUUUGGAGUGCUCAGAAAAUGGACCCGUUUCAUUACAGAGAACUGUUUUCUUAAUUUUAGAUAAUUAGAAUAUUAUUGUAACAUAUAUGCACAUGAUUGUUACAAUAAAAUACAAUUUUCAUUGUUUAAAAAUUAUAAUAGUGUUAUAUUCCCAUUAUAGUGUUAUUAAGUUUUGAAUUAUCCACAGAUUUUGAACAACCUAACCCAAAGUUUUGGCCGCGAGGCAGCACUUUCCUUGCGUUAGUAACUUCUAGUUCUAAAAAUAUUUAUCAAUGAAUGCUCCUUAACACUUUGCACAAAAGAAAUGUGCUACACGUAGCUGUCCAGGACUGGUGUAGUACUGGUGUCCCACAUAUCUCAUACCAGAGCUAUCAGGCUCGAGGAUACGAAACUCUGAGGUAUAUUGGUGUGACAUCACUAGGUGAUCUUCAGUGGAUGUCUGGCCCUGGUUAGCAAGUUUGAUGAGUAAAAUCAAAUUUGGAUGCAUUUGGAAUACUUAAUAUUGCCUUUUUUGUACAUUGUAUUUAAUAUUAUAUAUUAUUUGUAAGGGUGCACCGGAUAAUGAUUUUUACUAUCCGGUCGGAUUCGCCGGAUAUUUAAAAACAAUCCGGCUGGAUACCGUAUAUUUUAUCAAUUUGAAUACUUGACAUAUAAUUAUAUAUAUUAUAAUUAGGAUUUUUCUCAUCCAUGUAUUAGUCCAGAAGAAGGUGACACUAUUUUUUUUAAUUUCUGAGUAAAUAAUUCACCUAUUCACCAAUAGCGACGCCAUCUUGAAUUUCAAGUUCAACGCAAUGCAUUAUGGGUGAUCCAGGGUAAUUGAGCGUUUUUGAAGGGCUGUAAAUCAAAUAUGUAGGCGAAAACACACGUUUUUUAUUUUAGAAGAACUAGGAAAACACACAAAAGCUGUGAAAAAUAAAAAAAAAUCAGGAUAAAAUCUAUAGUUUAAAUCUUUGUUAGGCCUAAAAAGGGAAAUAAUUUCAACAAAGUGCGCAUAAAAUUGAUUUACACUGCCUCAUUGUCCUCAAGAAAGUGUUUAUGAAAAAAAAUUUAUCGUUUUGUGUCUCAAUACGACAUUAAUUAAAGGCUUUUGAAUUCGGAUUUUUACCCUGGAUAACCCAUAAUGCAUCAUAUUCAAGAUGGCGUCGCUAUUGGUGAAUAAGUGAAUUAUGGUUAACUAAAAAUAUGUUUUUAAUUUUUUCCACUGUUCACGUGUUUCCGAAAACUUCCGAAAGUUUUUGAGCGAUGGGAUUUAGUACAGCUUUUGGCGCCAAACUCUGCGAAUAGUUCACUUAAUUAUGUCAGUGGCUAGCUUUUUCACACGUCCUUUUUUGGGUUUCUAUUUUUUUUUAGUAUUUUUUAUGUUUCAAUUAACGGAAAUUUAGUACACUUCAUGAAAAACAAAUAAUAGUAAAUAUCCGGCCGGAUAGUACGAUUUUGUCACUAUCCGGCCGAAUACUAUAUCCAGUGCACCCCUAAUUAUUUGUUAAUUUUCUUUGUCUAGUUGCUCGAGAAUUUUGCAGAAUAUCUCUUGAAUUUAUUUUGAAAGGAUCCAAUCCUAAAAUUUAUCAAACAGCUGCUCGUAAGUUGAAUACAAAAGAAAACAUUUGAGAAUAGGAAUAGGGUGGUUAUAUAAUAAAACUUCAGUUGUAGAUUUGCUGUCAGAUGAACAGAAGGGUGUGCUUUAUGAGUGGUUUAUAUAAUAAUGUACAGAUUCCUUUGAAAAUGUAAACAUUUCAUUGUGUUUUCAAAAAAAUCUGUGUCCACACAUCCAUGUCUGUAUCUGCGUUGUGUUUAAUUGUUCACACAAAUACACUGUUGCAUCAUGAUUGUUUUCAAAUAGUUCCAUUUUUAUGUAUUAACUUAACACAAAUGCUGUAGACUAUUGUAAGUUGCAUAAUUUUCAAAGUUUGCCACUUAGAAUACUGUUUUCAAACAUUUCAUUUUUACUUUUAGUGGUCGAUAUAUACUUUUUUCAGCAAUUUCUCAGUGUUUUUUUUCAGCAUUUUUGCUAGGUCUACUCUGUUUUUGCAGAGAAGAUUGAGUUUACCUAAGUAGCUGGGGUCUGGAGUGACGUCCCAGGGGACUUAUGACCACUUGGUGUGCAAAAUCAUCUUGCAUCUGACAGAGUAAAGUAAAAAUUUUAAUAAAAUGUAAUAUACAGUAUGUCAGUAUAUCGAGCUAUAUACUAAGCACAUUGAAUAUUAAUGGUCAACAAGGGGCGUUGGCAGCUCUGGUUACAGUAAAGAUCUAUCACUUAAGACUUGACAUUCAAUUAGUAAAAUCAUACAACUGGCAUUGGAUAAAGUAAAGUAGGCCACAUCACUGAGGCACAUGUGACCAACAUGAACCUAAUGUUAAUUACAAUGAAGUGUGAAUUAUUUAGAAAAACUUGGAGUUCAAGUGAAUCAGGUGAAACAAGCAGUGGAAGGAUUGGUUUAUCUUUUUAAUGAAAGCUCUCGUCUUAUGGUGUGUUAUUAUCUUGUAUUAUGUUCUUUUAUGUACACAUCUGUACAGUUCUGCAUUCACUUAAAAUUGCAGCUAUUUGCAUGAAUGAAAUGUUUUGUGCAGUACAUUGCAUUGUUUUAAUUAAUGUUGAUAAUUUAUUAAUUUUAUUUUUUAAGAUUGGAGAAAUUGACUUUCAAGAUUCUGUUAUGACAUUAGGUUUCUCUGAAGAAUUGAACAAACUCUUACUCCAGGUUUGUUUUGCUUCUUGGAUUGUUAUAGCCUGCAUGGCAGGCUGUUCCUAAAAUUGGGCAAGCCUGGGAAAUACCGCCUGCUGGGUUUGGCAGUGUAAUUGAAUUCCCCGUCCACCAGUGGACGGGAAUUGAUGAUUGGCUGCGAGUCUGAGCCGCUGUCACUCAAUAGUGAAUACACUUUAAUAUGUAAACAUACGUUUGACACUUUACUGUCGUUCCAGUUGAAGUGUUCCUCAAAUAUUGAUUCAAUACAUUACCUCAGGCUGACCAAUUCAUUUCAUCAAGUUCCUCAAGAUAUUCAUACACUUCCUGUGAAAGAGGCAAUUCCAAGUAUUUGAUCAUUUCUGGUCACUUCCUUUCUAUUUAUGAUUGGUUAGUUGCACAGACAACAAAGGUGAUUGGUGCAUUCAAACUAUUCAACAGGAAGUUUACAAUUAUACUAGGAAGUGUAUGAAUAUUUCGAGGAACUUGAUCAAAUGAAUUGGUCAGUCCGAGGUAAUGUAUUGAAUCAAUAUUUGAGGAACACUUCAAUCGGAACGACAGUAAUGUGCAUGCGUUCGCUUUAAUUAAUAGGUGUUGUAAAACUGAACGCUUCUCGAAAGUCGAAACGCGAACUGAUUGUCAAACGCGAGCAAGAGAUAGCAGUUAAAGAUUUACUCCAUGGAAAGAAUGUUUUGGCCAUUCUAUGGGAAAAGCUUGAUUUUUACAUUGUUCUUGUUGGCGCGAGAAAAUAUAACGAGAAUAGAUACAGACGGCCGUAUAGUCUUUCUUGCAACGGGUUUUAUAACAAUAACAGGACUAUUACGCCGAGGCCUAUUAGUCGCUUCAUUUUCUGAACUUUUUAAGGCUUUCGUUACCACACAGCUUCGUUAGGGAGAUGAGACAGUUAAUAUUGGCAACUGAGGUUAAUAUACAACUGUCUAUUUGUUCGAACGUACACAGGCAACGCGUUUAUGUCUCGUUUGAUUAUGGUUUACAAACUUGGUCGGAUAGUUCCGAGGUAGAAUUAACCUCGAUUCCUAAAUGAACUGAACCGGCAAUUCGGCUUAUUUCGGCCAAGGUUUUACCACUGUCGUAACGUUUCUUUUGCUUGCCUUAAAUAAAUAAUUUCUCCGACGAUAUAUAAGAAUAUAAGAUAUUUUCUCUAUUGGCGUAUUGCCCCGUAUUUUAGUUUCAAAGCACACUUAAACAAACGACAAGUCAUUUACAUUUUCCGCGCUUGCUUUUCUACCUGAAACUUUCAAUGGCGCUUCAUUCGACAUAUUUUUAAACAUUUGCAAUUUUGCGACCAAACAAUAACAUAGUUUGACAGUUUGAUUAUUAAUAUAUUUAGUGUUUGCUGAUUGGCUAAUUAGACCCGGACAAAAAAGUGGGCGGUUAUCAAAUUACACUGCCAAACCCAGCAGGCGGUAUUUUAGACCGCCUGCCAUGCAGGCUAGGAUUGUUAUGAAAUUUUUAUUCAUAUGACAUUUUUGGGGUGGGUAUUCAGGAGGUUGAUUUGUAUGUUCUACAUGCAAGUUUGUUACAAACUAUAGGAAAAACAACUUUGAAGCCCAGGUCACACUAUACAACGAUAACGAUACGAUAACUUGUAUACGCGCGAUGAUUGGUAAAAAAUUAAUCGUUAUUGACUAUUGUCCGACUAAAAAUAAAUUCGCUUGGGUGAGCGAUUUUAAAAUUGUUAUCGUCAAACGAUAAUUUUAUCAUAAUUUUCGUUGUAGUGUGGACACGCGAACAUAAUUAUCGUAUUGUUAUCGCAGUAUCGCUGUGUAGUGUGACCGGGCCUUAAGUCUAUCUAAAAACUUUUUUGAGGAAAUUUGUUGUACAGUAACAAUGCUUAUCAUGCUAUAUCAUGGUAGAUGUAGGCUAUUCAGCUUUUGAGCACUCAGUGAACACUCUCGUUUUCCUAAAUAUCAGCAUAGACCUAGGGCCUUCUAUUUAUAUUUUAGUGCUUUUCAUGUGAGAAGACUGGAACCUAGAAUCCUGUAAAUUGAGUGCCACCUGUCUAGGUCUAGGCUGCCUAAAUGUUAAAGUUUGAACUGAACAACAUUAAUUUGGUCUUUCAUCUUGUGGCUCGUCACCUGCCGUGGCACAGCAUUUAAAACUCUUAAUUUAUUCAACUUUCUGUGGCGUGCAUGACAGUCACAAGUCGGAAGUUUUAUCUAUUUCAAAUUGAGUGGUUGUUGUGUUGCUCUUUUUCUUUUCGUUUUUUCUCUCGAAUUACAAAGCAAACAUUUCUGUUUAAAUUUCUUGCAGCUUUACUUGGAAAAUAGGAAUGAAAUAAGAAGACUACUGGGAGAACUGUCUUUGGAACUAUCGCAUUAUCAUAAUUUAGAAUGGAGAUUUGAUGUCCAGGUAAAUAUCCUUCACUGCAUGCUACUCCAGGUAAUACUCUUCUAUGAGGUUUGAAGUGAACAACCUCGUACCAGAGUAUGAUAAAUUAAGUGAACACUCUAGCAACGAGGCUGCAGAUGAAUGUCAAUUUUUUUUUCAACUUGGUCGAUGUCAACCUUCGUAAUUCGCCUCGACCCUCCGCAAUUACCGAUCGGAAGCAAAUGCCGAGGUAUAUUGAGAAUGUUCUUACCUGCCUCGGUAAAAAAUCCCCAAUUUUGCCGAGCCAAAAAUAGGCCAAUUACGAGGUCUGUGUGUGAUGAAGAAUUUUUUGUUCAUGUAGCAUGUAAUAAACAUCAGAACUGCAAAGUCGAUACAGUACUUUCUCUAUGCUUAGUUUAAAGAUAAAGAGCAGAGCCCAGCAAAUAACUUUAAAACCAAACAUAAUAAAAGUAAAAAAAAUUAUUUCUUUUUAAUUUAAAAAAUUAAAAUUUAAAAAUAAAAAUUGAAAAUUAAAAUUCCUAGUCAUCACCAUGUUUAGUUGUUUUACAACACGAUUAAAUAAAUUUUCGCGUCCUUCUUUGGAAAGUCCGAUUCUCUGCAACAUAAAUUUGUCAAUGCAUGAAAAUGUUUUCAAUUUUGCAGCUUGCAAGUCGAUCUCUUCAUCACCAAACUGAACCACAGAUACUUUUAAAACUUCACACAAAACGCCAAGGUAAUCUCAUUACUAUUUACGUAUAAGACUAUUAAUUGAACUAAAUCAAUUAAUCUUUUUCUUUAUUCUACCACUGAGAGCGAGGAAGAUUACCCAAGGAUUUCCAUGAGGGUGGUCAUUUAAUGGAAGGGGGAGGGGAGUUUGGAUCACGUUUCACGUGAAGAAAAGCAGCGACUUCACGUUUCACAUGUAAAAAUGAACCAUUCACGAAAAUUGAAAAACACGGACACAAAUUAACGGCAAUCACAGCUGACAACACAAAAAUCCGUCGUUUCACAUUUCACGACAACAAAUAAUUCACGGCUCACGAAAAUACCUUUUGCCACUCCCUUCCAUACAAUAACUGCCUCUCACAUCGGAAGCACUUGUAGAAAGAUACUUUAAGAAGUUCAGAUCUUUUGGCUGUUCUGGGUGAUGUGCCCCUCUCUUCCCAAAGGAGUUUAAAGGAUACGAAAUAUUGCGCUAGAAGUUAUGGGCUGAUAAUAGAUGUUUGCGAAAUGUGUAUUUUAAAAUUUUCUCCUGCCUCUCUAUGCCCGGGGAAGAACUAUAUAAAGGACCGAAAGAACUUUUUACUUUUUUGACUUCAGUUUACAGAACAUCAUUAUAUUCGGUACAUGUGUUUUAAGAUAAUGAAGUUAUUGCGCUGGAAAUUCGGCAUUAAUAGCGCAAUAUUUAACAUCAAAUGCCUCUGCAAUUCUUACGUUUUAAUGUAGGUGACACGGACUCACAGAUAUUCCAAACUGAUCCAGUGAAUCUCGUUCAUUUAACAUCGGAAUUAGAGAAUGCCUUGGCUGAAAUGAAGACUGCUCAUUGCCGGAGGAUUGUGAGAAAUAUUAAAUAAUUUUUAGAAACUGUGUAAAUUUCAAUUGAAUCAGAAAUUGCGCAUAUUUAUGCCUCUUUGCAACCAAGGGCGUAGGAAGCAGGAGCCCGGGACAAAUUAAUGAUGGUAUAGUGACAAAAGUGACUAACACUGGCUAUAUGUUACCAGAAGGAAGUAGUUCUUGAAUGUAGAGGUUUGUACAAUCUUCUCUGAUGAUUUAGAUACUGGGGGUGAAGAUAGGAAUUCCUAUCAAACAAUAGACACUUCCCGAAUUUUCUGACAGGCAAUAAAAAUGACAUAUUUACAGUGCAUUACGCCAGCCGCCUCCAUAUCAAGCUGUUGUUUGUACUCAAGCAAAUUCGGGAACUGUCUAAUUUUAUAUAUUCUUUAUAUAGAAAUUAAAGUAGAUUGACCAUGCAGUUUCGUAUUUUAAUACCUCAAUACGCGCCCAACUAGCGCUGCUCUACGUGGCAUCGUUUACACAGCAUCAGACAAACCCUAACAUUCUAAUAUUAAUUCCACCAAGUGAAGUGCAAGAAUCUAAGUCAUGAAGUCCACCUUAUCACAACCCGCACACCCGAUUACCUAUAUAGACAUGAACUUACGGUUACAGCUUAACAGCUGGUCUCUGUAGCAGGGCCGUGGGUUCAAUUCCACCAGAGGACCUUGUGCUGCAUUUUUCGCAGUCGUUCCUGGUUAGGUCUUAAAAUGUAUAUAUUCUCACUUGGAUUACAAACCCUAACAUUCUAAUAUUAAUUCCACCAAGUGAAGUGCAAGAAUCUAAGUCAUGAAGUCUACCUUGACGUUGUAUAUAAUUACAGUAGAACCCCGCUAACUCGAACUCCCAAGGGGAACGAAAAAUUGUUCGAGUUAGCGGGGCUUCGAAUUAACCGGACUUGGUGUCAGAUUUCGUUUAUUAUGUUAAUAAUUAAUAAGGUAUAAAAGUUUUAUUAUGCUGUUCAUCAAAAUUACAAAAGGUUUAAUUGUGCAUUCCUAUAACCAUAUGCUAUAACUAAAGUUCUUUAUAGUCAGUAUCUUUUUAACUUGGGUGAUGGAGGAGGCAUGCAAUUUCCAUGCAAACUAAAGUUCUUUGGACAUGAAAAAUAUGUAGAAAUUUACAAAAGGAACUAAAAAAAAUUAGAUCAAUAACAAUCGUCGCAACUAUGUGUAUAAUCUCUUAAAAUUUAUGAUCAUUUAUACACCGAUUAAAUUGUUGAUAUUUGAAUAAAAAUCCAAGUUACCGGUUGUCAAAAUGCUAUGUUCUGACAUUUUAAGGUUUGCCGGUCCACGACUCGAAAACAAAGUUCGAGUUAACGGGAUAAAUUUGACCAAGGGAAAACAAACUUUGUUCGAAUUAGCGAGGAGUUCGAGUUAAGCGAGUUCGAGUUAAGCGGAGUAAAUUACUAUAAAAAACAGUGUCAGAUCCAAGGGGAAUUGGAUUUAGUUCGAGUUAGCGAGGAGUUCGAGUUAAGCGAGUUCGAGUUAGCGGGGGACUACUGUAUGACUAUGCGGAUAUAUCCUUCCCGUUUACCGCCCUAUUAUUAUUAUUUAUUUUAUUUAUUUAUUUUUUAUUUUUAAAGUUUUCGCCCAUAC
This is a messenger RNA of Paramuricea clavata, 10550 nucleotides long. The record is from the annotation of a GenBank genome assembly. Lineage: Eukaryota; Metazoa; Cnidaria; Anthozoa; Malacalcyonacea; Plexauridae.